This is a messenger RNA of Owenia fusiformis, 1989 nucleotides long. The record is from the annotation of a GenBank genome assembly. Lineage: Eukaryota; Metazoa; Annelida; Polychaeta; Sabellida; Oweniidae.
AAUUUUAAAGCAGCCAUAUUGGAUGUCAGAAAAUGAUAUAGAGAUAAACAAUUACUGAAACCAGAUAUUGAGACAAAUUUUGGAGAGUGUAUCGUGGAGCGAGAGAAAGCAUUGAGAAAAUAUAUUAUACAUAUAAGCCAUAUCAUAUUUAUUCAACAUUAUAACUUGCAAUCACAUUUGAGUUGCCAUGGCGACAACUGUACAACAGAACUCAAACCAUAGCAUCAGUCCAAUGAAAGGGACCAAGUCUCAAAUAAUAGAGGCAAAAAAGGCUGAUGACCAAGGUUGGAAAAGUAAACUAAAUAUCCCGCAGAAGGAUACUCGUUUGAAAACAUCGGAUGUCACAGACACAAAGGGAAAUGAGUUUGAGGAUUACUGUCUUAAGCGAGAACUACUAAUGGGAAUAUUUGAGAAGGGUUGGGAGUCCCCUUCCCCCAUUCAGGAGGCCAGUAUCCCCAUUGCGCUAUCAGGUCGGGAUAUCUUGGCUCGUGCGAAGAAUGGUACAGGGAAGACUGGAGCCUAUGCUAUACCAUUACUGGAGAGGUGUGACCCAUCUAAGAAUGAACUACAAGGAAUUGUGAUAGUCCCUACUAGAGAGUUAGCCCUGCAGACCAGCCAGAUUUGUAUUGAGUUAACAAAGCAUGUUGGGUGUAAGGUCAUGGUGACUACCGGAGGAACUAACUUGAGAGAUGACAUUAUGCGACUUUAUGAACCAGUACAUGUGAUUAUUGGUACCCCUGGACGUCUCCUAGAUCUGAUGAACAAGGGACUGGUCAAUGCCAGCAAGUGUGGGAUGCUUGUCUUAGAUGAGGCUGACAAACUUCUGUCUCAAGACUUCAAGGGUAUGUUAGACAACAUAAUCAGCCAUCUGCCAAAUGAUCGCCAGAUUCUGCUCUAUUCCGCUACCUUCCCUCUCACUGUUGAACAGUUCAUGCGCCGUCACCUUAACAACCCCUAUGAGAUCAACUUGAUGGAUGAGCUCACAUUGAAAGGUGUCACACAGUACUAUGCCUUUGUUCAGGAAAGACAGAAAGUUCAUUGCCUUAACACACUCUUUUCUAAGCUUCAAAUCAACCAGUCUAUUAUAUUCUGUAACUCCACCCAGCGUGUUGAGCUCUUGGCCAAGAAGAUUACAGAGCUGGGAUAUUCCUGUUUCUACAUUCAUGCCAAGAUGAACCAGCAACAUAGAAACCGUGUGUUCCAUGACUUCAGACAGGGGAUGUGUAGGAACUUGGUCUGUUCAGACUUGUUCACAAGAGGUAUUGAUAUUCAGGCAGUAAACUGUGUCAUCAAUUUUGACUUCCCUAAGCAUGCAGAGACCUACUUGCAUCGUAUUGGUCGUUCUGGACGUUACGGACACCUGGGUAUUGCCAUUAACCUGAUCACCUAUGACGACAGGUAUGCCCUGCACAAGAUCGAGAGUGAGCUAGGCACAGAGAUCAAGCCUAUACCUAAGGUGAUUGACAAGGCCCUGUAUGUGGCUGAAUGUGGCCAGGAGGAUCCCGAGGAAGAACAAGAGAAGAAAAUGGCAAGGAGAGAUGUGAAAGGAAAACAGUAGAUUCAACAACAAACUUGUACAACUCAACUCGAUAUACUCUUUCUCAAUAAGGUAGCAUUUCAACGAUUCUUCUUAGUUCGCAUUUAUAGGAGAUGAUGAGUGUUUCCCAAAAUUAAAAAGUCACACUUUGACGACAGGGAAUUCAAAUGAAACUUACUGAGACACGAUUUUCGAACAAAUUAGAUUAAAUUUAAACUGUGUAAUAGCCAGAUAAAGAACAGCGUGGACUGUUUUCAAUUCUGAACAAACAUUUCUACAUUAAGGCAAGAUACGUUGGAGAAUUCUCAUAUAAAUGCUACUAAGAAACUAGUGAUUGUAUAUUGCACUAUGGACCUGUGAGUAAAAAGCAGGAAAAUGUGACGGCAGGUUAACAAAAACAAACAAAAUGCCAAAGGACUUAAUGUGUAAUCCAAUGGAAUACUGAAACCAAU